Messenger RNA from Dibothriocephalus latus, 336 nucleotides. Lineage: Eukaryota; Metazoa; Platyhelminthes; Cestoda; Diphyllobothriidea; Diphyllobothriidae. The record is from the annotation of a GenBank genome assembly.
AUGAACUGGUUCUUUGAAAAACACGCCCCGAUCAACAGAGUGCACAGCUCCACAUUUUCCCCACCUUCGUAUCCUGCUCUCAUUUGUGGAUCCAUGAUGCAGUGUUCUGACCACACCCCACGGCAACUGUCCCUGACCGGGGAGCUAAACCGGAUGCGCCUUUUCACUUCCGGUAAUACCUUCAUCUUUUUCCUAAAUAACUGGGGCGACACGCAAUACUGCAUGCACGGAUCACAAAUUCCUGUUCGCCAACACAUUUCGUUCACUGGUAGCUCGAAGAAGACGAUAAGGAGGGAGGAUGAGGAUGAGGAGGAGGAGGAGGAGGAGGAGGAGGAG